Molecule: messenger RNA, 1247 nt
Organism: Adelges cooleyi (spruce gall adelgid)
Lineage: Eukaryota; Metazoa; Arthropoda; Insecta; Hemiptera; Adelgidae
Product: very-long-chain 3-oxoacyl-CoA reductase-like
Exons: 6
Coding region: 13-936 (307 amino acids)
Cellular component (GO): endoplasmic reticulum
Molecular function (GO): oxidoreductase activity
Source: RefSeq, a predicted model, not a curated record
GUAACGAACAACAUGGAAUUUGUAACAAACUUCUUCUAUUGUGUAUUAAUUUUUAAAAUAACAAGAUUUAUAGUGAUAUUUAUAUACCAAGAAAUUAUUGCGCCGAUCUUGCAUUUAAAUAUUGAUUUUACGAAAACAGGGCAAUGGGCAGUUAUAACGGGCUCUACCGAAGGAAUUGGAAAACAAUACGCAGAACAAUUGGCCAGUAAGGGUAUGGAUGUGGUACUUAUCAGCAGAACUAGAUCCAAAUUAGAGAGCACGGCCAGUGAUAUAAGAAAUAAGUACAGCGUGAACACAAAAAUCAUCGAAGCCGAUUUCAUAGACAAUAAUUCUGACUUAUAUGAUCGUAUUGAAAAAGAACUACGCGACUUGGAUGUUGGCGUGUUGGUUAAUAACGUUGGAAUGAUGAAUGAAUUUCCCAUUUUUUUCUUAGAAAUUGACAAAAAAAAUCCAUUGUACGACAAUAUCAUAAAAUGCAAUAUCGUAUCGGUGGUAAACAUGUGUAGGACAGUCUUGCCUGGCAUGGUCAAGCGCCGUCGGGGUGUCAUCAUAAACGUGUCAUCAGCAUCAUCAGUUACAUCGACUCCGUUACUCACGGUUUACGGAGCUUCUAAAGCAUUCGUUUAUAAGUUCAGCAAGGACUUGGCUUCGGAGUACAACAAAGAUGGUAUAACUGUCCAGUGUGUUACACCAUGUUUGGUUAAAACCAAAUUCGUCAAAUUCAUGAAAAUUCCUUUCUUGGUUACUAGUCCUGAAACUUAUGUCAAUUAUGCGCUACAGACUACCGGAAUUAAAAGUAUCACUACAGGAUAUCCUCCACACUGGUUUAUGGUGAAAAUAAGUCAGUUGGUUGAAAGUAUAUGUCCUCCACUACUAACUAAAAUAUUUAUGUGUGUUUUACUCAGAAAACGUAAGAAGUAUUUAAAAGAGACAUAAUUGACUUCAGAGAAUUUAAUCAAAUAUACCUAACCAGUGCUAAACAAUUUUUUCUAAUAAUAAAAUAAUAAUAUGGCCAAUGUCAUUGUUGUGUAUUUAAAUUCAAAUUUUCUGAUUGAUUAGUUUUUUGUUUUUCAACAAUUUUAGUCUAAUACUAUGUGGGGUUAAAAAUUAUGUUGGGUAAGGUUAAUUUAUUUAGUUUUGGUGUAACAUAAAUGUAAAAGACAAAUGGUGUUUGUAGCAUAUAAGAAUACAGUUUGUUAGUUGUAACUAUCCAUAAGUUGUUAAAUAUUGUUACAAGUUUGCUAUGG